This is a messenger RNA of Ostreobium quekettii, 594 nucleotides long. NCBI's taxonomy places the organism in Eukaryota, Viridiplantae, Chlorophyta, Ulvophyceae, Bryopsidales, Ostreobiaceae. The record is from the annotation of a GenBank genome assembly.
AUGCCCACGCACCACGCGGACGCGAUCCAGUUCGCCGCGUCCCCCACGGACAACAUCUUCGACCUGAUGGACCAGCAUGGCUACGUGCCGCCCAAGUGGCUGAGGCGCACCGUGGAGCCCGGCUGGGAGGGCGUGGAUAUCCCGGCGUGCCUCAAAGUAACGCCGGUGGUGGCAACGACGAAGAAGGUGAAGGUGCUGCCUGCGGGCGCCGCUGCGAGUUGUGGUGCGGACGGGGGCGAUUUAGGGCUGCCCGUGGACGGCUCCACGUUCGUGGAGUUCUACAACGACGUCGUGGACGCAAUCAAAGGGGUGGAGCGGGAGGAAAAGAUGACCAAGACGAGGCUGGUGGGCAGGGCGGGGGACAGAAUUGAGUUCCCGAGCGGUUUGGUGGUGGAAUUCUGGGUGGCGAGGCGCAUGGAGGAGCUGGUGGGCUACCACGGGCGGUUUCCUUUGCUGAGGGUGCAGGACUAUAAGGGGAGCGUGCCCAGGGCGUGGAGGCGGCGCGGGGGGAUGUUCUUCGGGAUGCUCCGAAGGGAGAGGAUGCGCAUUUGCCUGGAGGCGGACGCCCGGAGGCCUGUGGCGGUCAAGUCUUGA